Molecule: messenger RNA, 5424 nt
Organism: Megachile rotundata (alfalfa leafcutting bee)
Lineage: Eukaryota; Metazoa; Arthropoda; Insecta; Hymenoptera; Megachilidae
Gene: fid
Product: class I SAM-dependent methyltransferase fire dancer
Biological process (GO): tRNA methylation; tRNA wobble uridine modification
Cellular component (GO): cytoplasm; nucleus
Molecular function (GO): tRNA binding; S-adenosylmethionine-dependent methyltransferase activity; tRNA (5-carboxymethyluridine(34)-5-O)-methyltransferase activity
Source: RefSeq, a predicted model, not a curated record
GCUGCCGGAGGGACAGUCGGUUUUACGUGGCAAAGGAAACGUGUUCACCACCGGUCGUGCAUAUCUGUCGUGUCGCGUGUCCAACGCUAACCACUUAUCGACGAUUUAUCGGUAAUCCUUCGGUGACAUGUCAUGUGAGUAAGCAGAUGUGAAUAUCUGACGUGUUAUGGCGUGGAAGUGGUGGCCAACCAUUGCGGUACCAUCGUUCUUGUCCAAAGACACCGGGAUAUAUUGUCGCAUUAACGCCCAGCUGUGUUGAGUCUCCGUGGAAACAUGAAGAUACCACCCCUGUCAUGACCCAGUAUCGCGGACACGCGUGUGGAUGAGGGUAAACCAUCUCAGCGAGAGGGAUGUCUGAAAGCGAGGGAGAGCAAGUAGCUCGAUCGGUGGCCCUUGAGCAAGCCUACGUCCAUGAGGUUUACGAACAAUGCGCCGAAAAGACUGUACAGAGCAAACACUGGCCACGGAUCUAUCAGUUUCUGGAGGAACUGGAACCUGGUGCCCUCGUGUGUGACAUUGGUUGUGGCAACGGGAAGUACCUGAGCGUUAAUCACAGCAUCUUCAAGGUGGGAGUGGACCGGUGCAAACGUUUCACGGAUAUCGCGCGUGAGAAGGAGAAUGAGGUGCUGAUUUGCGACAAUCUAGCGUUACCGUUUCGAGAUGAGAGUUUCGACGCGGUCCUCUCGAUUGCCGUGGUACACCACUUUGCCACAACAGAGAGGAGAGUCCACGCGCUCAGAGAGCUAGCGCGUGUACUUCGGAUCGGUGGUCGCUUAGUGAUAUCAGUAUGGGCUAUGGAACAAAGGCACAGGAAGUUUGAAUCUCAAGAUGUAUUAAUACCAUGGCCCAAGGCGUACUGCAUGAAUUCAACGCCAGAAAAAUCAAAACGUUCAGGUGCUCCAAGAAAUGCCAGUUUCAAUCAGAACACUCAAAAAUUUUUGUCAUCUUCCAAAAGGAACAGCCAACGAAAAUGCAAGAGCAAGAGUUAUUGGAUCGACCCAAUAUUCAGUCCAUCACCAUCUACCAGCAGUCUGUCAAGUCCUAACGAGACCUGUUAUAGCUUUUUCCGUCGAGCUUUGCAGAAACUAGCAGGAGGCAGGCGGGGCUCCGGAAAUCGUCCUUGGUUUCUGGAGAGCUGGCAAAGCGGCAGCGGAAAGAACCGAAAAGAUUACGAACAAGAAGAACCUCCAGACGCGGACGAGCUGCCGAUCGAAUUACGUUGCGUGGAAGACGUUAAUGUUACUCUGAACAAACAAUCAGACUCGCUGAGCAUCAAAUCGAAGAGCCUUGGCGAUAUCCUGGAGAUUCAACGGCUGGACCUCGUGCGAUCCAGGUCCAGCAUACCCGGCCUCUGUUCCAUGCUGACGUCCGAACUGAAUUUGGACGGCGAAUCCAGGACGUCGUCGUCGUCUAUAAGCUGCUCGAAGCCACGGUUGGUGAAACAGAAAUCUCACUUCGUGGAUGACGUCAGUUUGGAAAAUCCUGACAACACUGCCAUUCAAGAACUAACUAAGGACGUUCCAGACUUUCAGGUAACACCUACUCACAAUUCAAAGCGGGGAAGCAUCCUGAAACAAAGCUCCAUGAACGAGGAGAUAAUGUCUGCGGAGAGGUUGGAAGAGAAGGAGAGGGUUCGACGGAAUAUAAUGAAGCAAGCGUCUCUAAACGAGGACAUCAUCUGCAAAGGCAAGACGUUCGAAUCCCUCAGGGACUCCCUUUACUCCGCUAACGCGACUAAAAGGUUUCAACUGUUAAAAAGUGGCCUUACGAAUAAGAUCAAACAGUCGACCACGAAUAUCGAGGUGUCAGGUAUAUCCAUUAAGAACGGCUUUGUGAAGAUUCUUCAGGGAUGGAAGUCCGCUGAAAGCGAUAUAUCACCGACGCCCUGUAACGGUACAUCGAACGACGAAGCGUCAAGAACGAAGGGCAGUGAAAAGAUUCCACCCACGACACCGACGAAGAGGGAAGUAGAGGGUGUAGAGAGGCGGUUGUCUCGGGAGGAUGGUUCAGACUCGUCGAAAGACAGCAGUUUGCAAAGCGACACAAGCGUCGAUUCCGAGGAUAGUUUCGCGUCCGUGAUUUACGUGCCAAAGCCGGACGCUCAGACAUCGAUAGAUAUUAUACCACCCUCCACGGGUCAUCAACUAAGUAGCACCUCGGCACCUCCUUCGCCGCGGGUCAAACAUCCGCCUGAUACGCAUAAUUCCAGGCUCAAACUCAUCUCCAUGUCUCCCCUGCUUAAACAGUUCCCAGCUACGAGUAAGUCUCUGCCACCGCCUAGUCCACCCGGCUUGUCUCCUCGUUCCCUGAAUCCCGUAUUCACUAGACCGUUUUUCGGCCCCACAAGUGUCGUUAGUCAACCGUCUCUUGAUGCAACAAACGGUACAAAAAGAGCGGACGUUUUGAACGGUACCUACCAGUCGGUGGACUCGGAGCUACAGGUAAAUAAGAAGAACGCCGAGAACGAUGUAUGUAGAAGGAAUAGUUUCUUGGAGGGAAAGAAGCCCACUCUACAAGCCAUACGCGCGUACCGAUCGAUGACCGAAACUCUGGAGGUCGUCGAAGAACCGCAAACUGUUAAGGACACCGCACCCCUUCUGCCGAAAACCGAACAAGAGGAUACUCCUGAAGUACCGAUGCAGGAGAAGAGCAACCAUGACAUUAGCAAGGAGGAGGAGAAUCGUAAGGCCAGGUUGAAUCAGAUCAAGGAACUGUUGAAGCAGAAGCCAGGUUUUGCCACCAGGACCAAACCGUCGUUUCCUUUGGUUAGAAGAGCUUCGACCACGGCCAGCGGUCGUCUGGAAGCCGUCACCAAAGUUUUACCACGGUUACUGUCGUUGGAGCUGUUCAAUCCUGAGACCGAUGACCUCGACAGCGACUCCAGCGGAGUCUCUUCUCCAGAGUCGGUGGGUUCGGUGAUUAGCGUAAUAUCUGACGAAAGGUACAUGGCAAAGAAAGAUAAUAACAAGUCGGAAUGCACCGAGUCAGAAGUGUUAGACAGUUCAGCGGAGAAUGUCUCUGACCCUAGCGACAUAACUGCCGACGAAUCAUCCGGUUGCGUAGCUGAUUCGAAGGAGGACGAGGCGAAAACUGCGACGGAUAGUUCUUCGUCCCAUUCUUCAAGGUUUCCAGAAAGUUCUGCCUUGGGUGGGUCCUUGGAGAACGAUGGUACUGUGCAACAAGAAGGAGCUGACUCAUCCAGCUCCAGUGAGAGCAAGGUAACGAAGCCCAGUAUUGAGAUGCCGGAAGUGGAUGCGACCUGGAACGAGGAACUCCACAAGCACCUGAUUGACUUCACCGAGAACCUUAGCGAGAACCUGAAACACGAUCAGUAUUACCAUAAAUGUGAGCUGGACGGCGACAGAGCUGCUCAGAAGAACCCAACAUUUUCUAAGAAGGAGUCUGACAAACGAAUCGAUGAUCUUCACAGCGAUUCCAGUGGAGUCUCUUCGUCAGAAUCUGCGGGUUUAACCAGCAUCUUGGUCUCUAAAAAGAGUAAGGAUAGAUCUGAUACAGGUUAUCUGAAGGGCAAGAUCAAAACAACGACAGAGGCGUCCUCGAAGCUUCUCGCUGCCGCAGCGAACGUGGCUAGUUCCCUGGAGGACGCUGUUGGUACGGCGAUCCAGAAAACGCACAGUACACAUCCGAGGCAAAUCGCACAAGAAACGGUCGAGGGUUCGAAAGCGAAAGAAAAGUCCAGCAUUCAGUUACCGGAAGUGGACAACACGUGGAACGAGGAAUUCCGCAAGCACCUGAUUCAUUUCACGGAGAACAUCGGCCAAAGCGACCAAAAGAUCCCGGAUGAUCCUUUCGUUUCGAAAACGAAAGACGAGGCUCCUUCCUCCAAAUCCGUCAGAUCCUCCAAGUCUAAGUACAACGAUUUAUCCAACACGAUCGCCUGGCUGAGUAACGCCAACAACGGCUUCCACGAGCACCCCGACAAGAUGGAGUCGUUAGACGUAGAGGAUCCAGUUCGCAACAAGAUGCAACGAAGCCCAUCCGACGACAUCAUGGACUUCGUGAUGGUGUCCAAUACCGGCGAGUUCAUGAACGAGAAAGAGAACGUCACCUCGGAGAAACCUGUGCCGGAGAAGCCGUACCUGAGGUCUGCCAACUCGAUAACGUCCAGCGACAUGGGCGAGUCCAUCGACAACACCAUCAGCUUCAGCAGUCGCGCGGAGUCCACCAGAAGACUUUGCAGCAGCAUGGUGUCCUUACUGUCCAACAACACCACGGAGUACCCCAAGUCGUACGCGGAGAAACGCAGGCUCCAGAUCCAGAGGAGGUCAGCAUCGGAGGAGGCGCCAUCCAGGUAUCCUGACAACAGCAAACGCAGCACCGACUGUCUGGUGACCACGACGGGCAGCAACCACUCACUGAGUGGCUCGUCGUCCCAAGAAUCGUUGACAUCGGGCCGCGGAGGCGGCGCCAUCACCUACCAUCAGUACUAUCACGUGUUCAGGGAGGGCGAGCUGGACCAACUGAUCAACAAAUACGUGGAGAACUUGCACAUUAUCUCGUCCUACUACGACCACGCGAGCUGGUGCAUCGUCGCGGAGAAGGUGCAGGUCUGGACUAUAUGACUCGAGGCCUAUGCUCGAGGCUCAAUCGUUGGCGCGUUCUUAUCCCGUGAAUCUCGGCGCCUAACGCGCACUCAUGCCACCAGAUAGAUCCAAAGAAGGUAAUCGGUUUGCGAGCCACAGGUGUACUUUGCGCCAUACUGAAUGUUUCUCGUUUCAGUUUACCCGAAGGCCGAUUUCUCCGCUGCUGUAAUAGAAUGCACGACGCGUACUAACAAGGGAACAUCCCAACCCGGAAAUUCAACGUUAUGAAACUAGGAAUAUGUCGAGUGUAUACAGACUUUCCUAUUUAUAUCGACCCAUUCGAAUAUCUUUGAAAAUAUUGAUUAUGCAAACAAAUAUUUUAGAUAAAAGUUACGCGGACACGUAGGGGAGAUAUGAAGGUCAUGUUCUUUAAUGCUUCGUUCGAUGCAGCUCGUUAUUCUGUACAGAAAAGUAUUAAGCUACUUAUGGAGAAACGUCAUUUUAAUAUUUUGCAAUAUAUUUGCGUGGAUUGAUUUAAAUGAGUCAUCUUGUAUAUGCUCUACAUAUUCCUGCCUCAAGUUUUAUAAUUGUUCUAAUUUCCAGGAUGGUAUGUUUUGUCGAGAUAUAUUGACGCCUCUUUUAAACUCGUUUCGACUUGUGGUCUUAGUGUCGAAUGGCCGCUGCCUGUUGAGGAUUUCUAGUCAAGUUCGAGCAAGUGGGUCAACAGCAAUUCAAGUAGCCACUUGAAUUCAGUAUUUAGUCGGAGCCAUUUUGGUCACUCAUGGUCAAUGAACUUAGUCUCAUUGUGCGUAGAAGAAUGAAAGAUUAUAGAAGAAAGAGAGGAAUACAAUAAGUAACUAUAAGAAGAAUUUACUUAUGC